GCAGAUCUCUUUUCUCUCCAUCCACACAAAACCUUCUCAUUUCUCUCUGGUAAUUUCAUUUUCCAUUUCAUCUUCUCUCCAUCGUCAAUGUUUUUCUAAAAGGGAAAAAAAAUUCUCUUCCGAUCUCAUCAAAUUGCCUACGCGUAAAGAUGGGGCUGUCUUUCACCAAACUGUUCAGCAGGCUGUUUGCAAAGAAGGAGAUGCGUAUACUGAUGGUGGGUCUUGAUGCUGCUGGUAAGACCACCAUUCUUUACAAGCUCAAGCUGGGAGAGAUUGUCACCACCAUUCCGACCAUCGGAUUUAAUGUGGAGACUGUCGAAUAUAAGAACAUCAGCUUUACAGUCUGGGAUGUCGGUGGCCAGGACAAGAUCCGUCCCUUGUGGAGACACUAUUUCCAAAACACACAAGGACUUAUCUUUGUGGUUGAUAGCAAUGACCGAGACCGUGUGGUUGAAGCUAGAGAUGAGCUGCACCGAAUGUUGAAUGAGGAUGAACUGAGGGAUGCUGUGCUGCUAGUAUUUGCAAACAAGCAGGAUCUUCCUAAUGCAAUGAAUGCUGCUGAGAUAACUGACAAGCUUGGCCUCCACUCACUCCGUCAACGACACUGGUACAUCCAGAGCACAUGUGCUACAUCUGGAGAAGGGCUCUACGAGGGUCUGGACUGGCUCUCCAACAAUAUCGCAAACAAGGCAUAGAUGAGAUGAGAUGAUUGGUUCAAAGUCUUGGGUGGCUACUGGAUUACAUAGUUUAAGAAGGGUUCUGUUGUGUUCUGGGUUUUUUUUUUUUUUUUUUUUUUUUUUUUUUUUUUCUUGUUAAAUUGUUAAGCGUUGUGACCUGUUUUUGCCGUGUUUGUUAUUGACCUUGCAAAACAUUACAAUUUGUUUUCGUGUAGUUUCAGAAUAAUUCAUAAAUUUUUGUCCUUCCCGUAUGAUGAUGGCAUUGGGUGGAUAAAAAUUUCCCUUGUUUC
Molecule: messenger RNA, 967 nt
Organism: Carica papaya (papaya)
Lineage: Eukaryota; Viridiplantae; Streptophyta; Magnoliopsida; Brassicales; Caricaceae
Source: RefSeq, a predicted model, not a curated record